UCCCGUGACUUGAGCAUAUCCGGGCGCAGGCUGGCAACGGUGCCGCGUUCCGGGCGCACGUUAGUCAAGCCCACGGCUCGGAAGUAAUCGGCCGGCUCACGUUAAAUAGCCCUCCAGUUUACGCCAGUCGGCGCCACUCGAGCCUCCACCGCCAGCUCCGAUGAAACGGAGCCCCAGCUCGCCGCUCGCCAGCCGGAAACCUAGCUCCUCCGCCGGGCGGAGCCCAGUCCCAGCCGGACGGAAAACCCCGGACCGGUGGGACCUCUCGCAGAGCUCCGCCGCCUCGGCCGGCAGCAAGUCGUCGGCGGCCAACUUGGGCGUGGUCAAGAUCGUCCUCAGAUCGAUCGGGUCGUGCUUCGGCCAGCCGGUGACCGGAUCGCCAAAGGCAAAGUCCUUGAAAAGCUUCACUUCUCCUCCUUCAACUCCAUCGGGCAGUAUGCUUGGUGACUCCGACGACAGCAAAAGUAGGAGAUCAAGUAGAGGGACAUAUAGCAGUGGAUACAGUAGAAAAUACAGCAGCGCAUUCAGUACUUCCCAGAAAGAGCCUGGAAACAUGAGCUUCACUUUGGCUGAGAUCCAGAGAGCUACUAAGAACUUCUCCCCUUCUCUCAAGAUUGGACAAGGUGGUUUUGGCACUGUUUACAAAGGGACACUCAAUGAUGGCACACUUGUUGCAGUCAAGCGUGCUAAAAAGAGCAUUUAUGAUACUCAUCUGAGCGUGGAGUUCCAAAGUGAGAUCAAGACUCUGGCGCAUGUUGAACAUUUGAAUUUGGUUAGAUUCCUUGGACAUCUGGAGUAUGAGGAUGAGAGGAUUGUUGUUGUUGAAUAUGUCCCCAAUGGAACUCUAAGAGAGCAUCUUGAUUGUUUAAAUGGAAAGCAUCUUGAACUUGCUGCGCGACUGGAUAUUGCAAUUGAUGUGGCUCAUGCUGUCACAUACCUUCAUACAUACACAGAUCAUCCUAUUAUCCACAGGGAUAUUAAAUCAUCUAACAUUCUUCUUACUGAAACUCUUCGUGCAAAAGUUGCUGACUUUGGGUUUGCUCGACUGGGUGCAAAUGAGACCGGGGUUACACAUGUUUCAACUCAAGUUAAAGGAACUGCAGGUUAUUUGGACCCAGAGUAUCUCAGAACUUACCAACUCACAGAGAAAAGUGACGUAUUCUCCUUUGGCGUGUUGCUUGUGGAAUUAAUAACAGGGAGACGCCCUGUAGAACCCAAAAAGGAACUCAAAGAAAGAAUAACAGCAAAAUGGGCAAUGAAGAAUUUCACACAAGGAAAUGCAAUUCAAACGCUGGACCCAAAUCUUCCACACAACCCGGCAACUAAUCUGGCCUUGGAAAAAAUCCUUGAGCUAGCCUUGCAAUGCUUAGCUCCAACUAGGCAGAGCCGGCCCAGCAUGCAGAGGUGUGCAGAAAUUCUAUGGAACAUCCGGAAGGACUACAGAGAGCUCUUGUCUUCAGAACUCCCAGCCCUCCCAUCAACGGAAGCCUUCCAUUACAGAAGAGAAAAGAUGAUCUAAACUGAAAGCGGAGUUUUUAUACAAUUUCCUUUAAGUAGGUUAAUAUUUGCAGAUUUGAUGCUUUCACAGCAAUCUUCUCCGGUCAUUUGUGAAUAGGAAAUCACCAGAGGUUGACAUUGGAAAAGGCGCUUCCAGCAUUGUAAAGUUUGAAGUUAAUUGGUAUGGGAUUGGGCUACUUGUGGGGAAGUUAAUUGUAUACGGUUAUGAUAUAUAGCAACUCUUUUUGCAUAUUUAUACUUCAUAUUCGGGAGGUGUUGUUUUCA
Messenger RNA from Phoenix dactylifera (date palm), 1782 nucleotides. RefSeq names its product calmodulin-binding receptor-like cytoplasmic kinase 2. Lineage: Eukaryota; Viridiplantae; Streptophyta; Magnoliopsida; Arecales; Arecaceae. Gene Ontology annotation, biological process: protein phosphorylation. The record is from RefSeq and is a predicted model, not a curated record. Gene Ontology annotation, molecular function: protein kinase activity; ATP binding.